AUGAGAAGAAUCGCUAUUACUGUUUCGAUAUCACUCGUAUUGUUAUUUGUUGUUUUGUCAAUAUGGGAAAGUGGAUUAUUUAAACUACAUCCAUCGCUGAUGGCUGCUGGUUACCUAGGUUGUAUGUUUCAAGCGAUAUAUAUUUUCUCCACAGAUCAUACAUCACGUUCUCGAACAUUAACACGAAAAAAACAAAUUCUUAUACAUUCACUUUUACAAGUUGGUACGAUCAUCUGUUCAAUUAUUGCUUUCAUAGCAAUUUAUUUAAAUAAACAACAACGAGACAAACCACAUUUUACUACCUGGCAUGGACUUAUAGGACUUAUUGCAUUUAUUUGGUCAUUAUUACAAGCAAUAGCUGGUCUUUUUCUUACUAUUUUUCAACAAUAUCUUCAUUCUCUUCGAUUAACUUAUGCUCAACUUCGUAUUUAUCAUGCAACAUCAGGUGUACUUCUCUUUACUCUCUCUUGUUUCGUGAUAGUACUUGGUUUAGCUUCAAAUUGGUUUAAAUCAAAAAUGCCCAAUAAUACAAUUACAUAUUCAAUAAUAUUUUAUUUGCUUACUUCAAGUAUGCUUUUUCUUGCUCAUAAAUGUGUUGAACAAGUUAAAAAUCGUUAUGUGAAACGAAAAAUUACGACAAAAUAG
This is a messenger RNA of Adineta steineri, 645 nucleotides long. Lineage: Eukaryota; Metazoa; Rotifera; Eurotatoria; Adinetida; Adinetidae. The record is from the annotation of a GenBank genome assembly.